Caretta caretta (loggerhead turtle) is the source of this 847-nucleotide messenger RNA. Lineage: Eukaryota; Metazoa; Chordata; Testudines; Cheloniidae. The record is from RefSeq and is a predicted model, not a curated record.
GCGCAUGCGUACAAGCUCCGAGCAGCGGUUGGAUGGACCCAGAGGGGGAGCUUGUCCUGUGGCCCUCCGGACUGCGUCCGUCGCGCUCGGGUUUCGGCCGCGCCGGCUGUAGAGGCGAGUGGGCAGGAGAGCAGAGCCCGUUAGGCAGCUGGCUCUUGCCGCGGUGGAGGGCCCCAGGAGUCGUCGUCCCUUCCACCGAGGCACAAGCUCUGCUCCUCAGAUGGAGCCAGAAACAGAUGCUCAGGAAGAAAAACAACACUGGAAAAACACAGCGAGACGAUCCACUCAAAGCCCACGAGAGGAUAACUUUGAAGGCCCUUCCUCUUCUUUUAAGAAGCUAUGUCCUGCCAAACCCUCCCCCAGCUUUCUUGAGCUUCCAUCUUCCCAACGGAGGCCCAGCCCAAGUCUGCCCUGUGCCCAGGCUGCAAGGAUAUGGAAAGGACAGAAAAAAUUCACCCCUGAUCAUCAGCCACAGGAAUGCUACGGCCUACUGGAGUGUAUGCACAACAACAUCCAGAUCCAAACCCAGAUCGCUCUGGCACAGUUGAGCAUCCUGGAAGGCUUGCAGGAAUCCAUGAGCUUGCUUCUGGCUAGCAACGAAGAGAAGGGGAAGGAGCAGAGAGACCAGAAGGGCCUGCAAAGCUCAGCCUCCUCCCCCACCUAACAUAUCCAUAGGUUUGGUGGCUAGCUUUGCUUCCCAUAGUCUCAUCCCUGUGGCUUCAUCUCCUUUGCGUUCACUCUGGCACUGGCUAUCAAGUGUAUGGCGACAGGAUUGGGAUUUGUGUUACCAUGACAACUGAUACGGCUACGCUAGCGGUGCUGCUUGGAAGUAAAACUAUUGUAAAUA